AUGCCCUCUAUUAAACCCUCUACCGCCAGGUCUAGAGUAAUAACCAUUCAUACUUCCCCGAUUUCUGAUAGAUUCUUCAGACGUACGAGUCCUAAGGCUUCUCCUCUAAUUGCCGCUGACCGGUUGCGCGACGCUCCGACUGAGCUGAAGGCUCUGGCCAGGCCUCUUCCUCAAGGGCAUUUUGAUCUGGCAAAGACACCGAUGAAACUGUAG
Messenger RNA from Protopolystoma xenopodis, 213 nucleotides. Lineage: Eukaryota; Metazoa; Platyhelminthes; Monogenea; Polystomatidea; Polystomatidae. The record is from the annotation of a GenBank genome assembly.